AUGCCGCCAUCCUCCGCUUGUGCAAAGGAGAGGAAGAACCAGUCCGGACGGCCGCGGCAGCCCCCGCACGCCGUGGGUGACUGCCAGGAGCUGACUGACGUGGAGCGGGCCAUCGAGACCGUCAUCAACCAGUUCCACUGCUACGCAGUGAAGGGGCAGAAGGAGUACCUGACGCCCAACGAGAUGCAGGAGCUGGUGGUGCAGAAGCUGCCCCACCUGGGGAAGGUGCUGGUGACCAACUUUGACAAAUACUCCAGCCGCCACUGCUGCUGCAAGAAGCCGCGGCGCAUCAGCAAGAAGGAUUUCCGCAAGAUGCUGAGCUGCGAGCUCAACCACAUGCUGACGGACACCGGGAACCGUCGAGCGGCCGACAAGCUCAUCUGCGACCUGGAUGAGAACAAAGACGGGCGCAUCAGCUUCGAGGAGUACUGGACCUUGAUAGGCGGCAUCGCCAGCCCCAUCGCCCAAAUCAUCCGCCAGCAGGAGCAGAGCACCAAGCACACCAAGUAG
Molecule: messenger RNA, 510 nt
Organism: Egretta garzetta (little egret)
Lineage: Eukaryota; Metazoa; Chordata; Aves; Pelecaniformes; Ardeidae
Gene: S100A16
Product: S100 calcium binding protein A16
Exons: 4
Coding region: 1-510 (169 amino acids)
Biological process (GO): positive regulation of monocyte chemotaxis; response to lipopolysaccharide; toll-like receptor 4 signaling pathway
Cellular component (GO): perinuclear region of cytoplasm
Molecular function (GO): calcium ion binding; chemokine receptor binding
Source: RefSeq, a predicted model, not a curated record